This is a messenger RNA of Penicillium taxi, 1449 nucleotides long. Its product is annotated as M18 family aminopeptidase. NCBI's taxonomy places the organism in Eukaryota, Fungi, Ascomycota, Eurotiomycetes, Eurotiales, Aspergillaceae. The coding region runs from base 1 to 1449 and encodes 482 amino acids. Gene Ontology annotation, cellular component: fungal-type vacuole. Gene Ontology annotation, molecular function: zinc ion binding; metalloaminopeptidase activity. The transcript is spliced from 6 exons. Gene Ontology annotation, biological process: proteolysis. The record is from RefSeq and is a predicted model, not a curated record.
AUGGAUCAACUUUCUAAGCAGCCUGCCCGGGACUUCCUUGACUUUGUCAAUGCUUCCCCCACUCCUUUCCAUGCUGUCCAGUCUGCCAAGGAUCUGUUACACAAGGCUGGAUACCGGGAAAUCAAGGAAAAAGAUUCAUGGGCCACCAUCUGUAAGCCUGGCGGUCGAUACUAUUUGACCCGCAACACGACCACCCUCAUUGCUUUUGCUAUUGGGUCUAAAUGGAAUCCUGGAAACUCCAUUGCCAUGAUUGGUGCUCACACAGAUUCUCCCGUGCUUCGGGUUAAGCCCGUGAGCAAGAAGCAGGGUGAAGGCUUCAUUCAGGUCGGUGUGGAGAUGUAUGGUGGUGGUCUCUGGCACACCUGGUUUGACCGUGAUCUGGGUAUUGCUGGCCGGGUGAUGGUUCGUUCAAGCGAUGGAUCUAUCAUACAGAAGCUGGUCAAGGUUGAUCGUCCCAUUCUUCGCGUUCCCACUCUGGCUAUCCAUCUAGAUCGCCAAGAGACCUUCUCCUUCAACAAGGAGACUCAGCUAUUCCCCAUUGCUGGUCUUAUUGCCAGUGAGCUCAACAAAGUCAGCGAGCCUAAUGUCAACGACCAGUUUUCUCCCUUGAAGGCCAUCACUGAGCGUCACCACUCCGACUUUGUCGCCCUCGUUGCUUCCGAGGCCGGAGUCAAGCCAGAGGAGAUCCUGGACUUUGAAUUGACCCUCUUUGACACUCAAAAAUCUUGUCUUGGUGGCUUGCAUGAGGAGUUCAUUUUCUCACCUCGUCUGGACAACUUGAAUAGCACCUACUGUGCCGUGAAGAGUCUGAUUGACUCGUCUGUAAACGAUGCAGACCUUGCUAAUGAAGGCGCCAUCCGUCUCAUUGCCCUGUUCGAUCACGAAGAGAUUGGCAGCCGUACUGCUCAGGGUGCUGACUCCAAUAUCCUUCCAUCGAUCCUCCGACGUCUAUCAGUGCUCCCCUCAUCUUCUGCUACUUCAGAGGAUAUUUCUACUGCCUAUGAGCAAACCCUUGCCACCUCCUUCCUUGUCUCUGCCGAUAUGGCCCACUCCGUCAACCCCAACUACGCCGGCAAAUACGAGUCAGACCACAAGCCCGAAAUGAACAAGGGCCCCGUCAUCAAAAUCAAUGCUAAUGCCCGUUAUGCCACCAACUCUCCAGGAAUUGUUUUGCUUCAGGAAGUGGCACGCAAGACUGCUGAAUCAUUGUCUGUGCACGUUCCUCUGCAGCUGUUUGUUGUUCGCAAUGAUUCAAGCUGUGGUAGCACUAUUGGCCCGAUGCUCUCUGCCGCACUGGGCACUCGGACAUUGGAUUUGGGUAACCCCCAGCUCAGCAUGCACAGUAUUCGUGAGACUGGUGGUACUUAUGAUGUCGCCCAUGCUAUCCGUCUCUUUACUGGAUUCUUCCAGCAUUACUCAGACUUGUCCUCGAAAAUCUUUGUGGACUAG